GCCAAAUGUGUUGUUGCAAAAAGCGUUUUGCUGCAGCGACUAUCAAAACUGAAACUGGAGCCUUGCGUGGGCAACUCUUUUAUGACCGAACAGGUGUAAUCUAGCAAACCAGGAACACCCGUGCAACUUCUCUUGGUCCAAAACACUAAUCGGUCAUAGCAACCAGCUCCAUCAGUUUGAGUUACCAGUUCCUGGCACACUUCAUCUUUUAGCUGAUUGAGUCGAAGAUCUAAGAAACUACCUCAACAUGAGCACAGGACAAAAGAAACAAGCUGCCUUCAUCCAAGGAAGCCAGAGCACAGCGGAUCAAGAGUCUUCCCACUCUGCACUCUUCUACCUUUUCCAAGAAGUUUCCAGGCUAGGAUCUCCUGUUCACAACAGUUUUCUUGACACAAAUUCACCCUCCAAAUGGCUUAAUGAGACGUCUAGGCGGGAUAAUUUCAUUGUUAGAAAUGAGGAAGACAGUGCACAUUUAUUUCAAUCCUUUAAUAAUUCCUGUCAGCACAGUUUGUCUCACAAGUUGCCUUAUAAUCAGGUGAACAAAGUGAAGGAGGAAAGUCAUAGCAGCAACAUAACAACUUUGGCUGAGUCACAUUACGAAUGUAACAGCCCCUGGAAAGUGCUGAGUCUGAUCAACCUGCAGUGUGAGAGGCUCCUGCAUCGAAGAGACGUAGAAGAGUCAGACCCAGGUUCAGGACCAUCCACCGCAAAAUUAGGCCAUCUAACAGCCAAGUCAACGACUGCUGCAGCAGAUGUUAAAGAGCAGGGAGUUAGAAGUGACAGUGUAAAUGUUGAAUACACUUUAAGGCCAUCCCUUCUUAUCUGUAAGAGACAAGAAAUCACAGCCUCUGUCAGUCAUGUGGAGGAUAUGAGAGGGGUGUGCAGUGUGGGAGCCAGUUAUUAUAAACCACAGUCCUGUGUGAAAGACUCCAAAGUGGGUUGUAGUGUUCAACCACAGAGCACGGAAAAAACAGAAACUGUUAUACCAGCGCUACUGGAGGAAAGCACAACAGCAUCUUCUCAACCUCAACACGGGGACAAAAGGGAGGUGAAAUUCAGUGUGAGCAGACUACUGGAGUGGAACCAGGAGUGUAAGAAGGAUUGUUUCUUAACUGAACAGGAUUUUUUGAACAUACCCUUCUCUGAAAAUGCCUUGGCACAAGCACAUAUUCCCAAUGCAUCACUUAAUACUCAGCUGACUUUUAAUUCAAAUGAAGAUACAAGUGUAGCUCUAUCAAAGUCAGCACUUACACUAGACCACAAUGCAAAUAUUGCUUUGUCUACAGAGCCCCCAUGUGAUACCCAGCUGCCACCUCUGAGCGCCAUCCUGCCUCCUUCACAAUCAGCAUCACUCUUCUUUAGUGCUACAGAGGAGUGUUUCUCACUGCCAAAAAAAGAUAAAAUCCCAGGAUCUAAAGCAGAAUGUAUACAUGCUUCUAUAGAGGAAAAAUCCCCCGCAGCUGAACAACUGAAAUCCUCAAGCUAUAAUGUGCUAGCUACAACUUUAAAACCAGAGCUCAGGCCAAUGCAAAGGGAGGAACUUUCUCUUGCAUCUUCCCAGCAGUGGAGAACCAAGACUCCAAGAAAACAACCUCAUCCCAGCCGGAGUGUUGACAUCCAAGACCCAGAUUUCCAGGGAGUGACAUUCAGCAUGGGCACAGAGCUGGAUGACAGCAGGGAACAGUGUCGCCUCCUCAUAACUUCAAAGUACAGCAAGGAGCUCUGCAAGAGUGUAAGAAAGCCGAGGCUGAGGACACGAACAUCCCAGAAAUCCCUUAAAACUAGCAGCUCAGAUGAGGAGAGUGACCCAACAACUACUGUCUCCAAGGAUAAAGUCUGUGCAUCAUGCUGCACCAGGAAGACCCCCAUGUGGAGAGAUGCAGAGGACGGGACCCCACUCUGUAAUGCUUGUGGGAUAAGGUAUAAGAAGUACAGAGUGCGCUGUGUCAACUGCUGGCAUAUCCCUAGGAAAGAGGGCAACUCCAACUCAUGCUGCCUCAAGUGUGGAAACUUGGUGAGGCUGACCUCAGCUCAGCGGAAACACACUGCUUAGCGAACAUACAAUACAUAGAGCAAAGGUUUUUUUGUCCACAUGUGACAGAGCUGUGCACACACACUUGCACUCACCAAUUCCAGACUAUACACUCUGUGCUCCUGUCAUUCUUAGUCCUCUUCAUUUCACUACAGCUGUGAAUGCAAAAAUGAAGGACCAGCACCGGCCUCUUGAAUUUUACUUGACUCAGGGUAUUUAAAUUAAUUUCACUGUUACCAUGUUGGACUUCAGGCAAGGGAACUAAUUCGCUUUAGCUCUAUGGUUGCUUUCAAGGUGCUGUAUGCAUCACAGGAAAACAUAAAACAGGUAAAAAAGCUAAAAGACAGAAGAAGAAAAAAGUAAAUAAAAAUGGUGAUGUCUGAAAACGUUUUGUACUUAUAUCUUUACUGCACUGAUCCUAUUUGUGCUACCGAACCUGUAUCUAGCACAUGAGACAGAGUUCAUACAGUUGAUAGGUUUGUUUUUCCUCUAUCUACAAAGAGGGAUAUACUGAGCACACAGACACAGUUUGUAGCAGAGCUGAGAAUCAUUUAGGACAAAUGAAUGGGAUACUGUAGUGCUACUAUAAGGACUAGACCCAUUCAGUGGAAAGUUUAGUAAUAACUGUUGACGGUUUUCAUCUAAAUAGCUUCAGUGUUGCUUGUGUAUAAUGGUCAGCAUUACCCAACAGCUGCAAUAGAAAGUUAUUUCUGUACAGGACCAAAAACUGCAACCUGAGCUUAGUGUUGUGUUCACUGUUAUUAACUGCAAAACAAUUUACUUCUCUUGACCUGACAGCUAGACUGUCUGCAAAGUUCAGUAGACAUAUAUUUAGUUACACUAGUUAAAUUAAGUUAUUUAUUUUUGUUGUCUUUGUCAACAUUUCUAAUUGUGGUUGUUUUGGGGGGAGAUUGUUUUUCUCUGUGUUUAUUUGGGUUGUUGCUGGUUAAAUGGUGCACUGAUUUCCUUAAGAUUGCUGUUUUCUGUGAAGGGAAAAGCUUUUGUGUGAGCUUGCAUGGGGUUUUGGUCUGUAUUAAAGUCUGUAUGAAACAUG
This is a messenger RNA of Seriola aureovittata, 3086 nucleotides long. RefSeq names its product zinc finger GATA like protein 1 (gene zglp1). Gene Ontology annotation, cellular component: nucleus. The record is from RefSeq and is a predicted model, not a curated record. Gene Ontology annotation, biological process: spermatogenesis; oocyte development; regulation of transcription by RNA polymerase II. The transcript has 5 exons. Bases 248 to 2053 code for a protein of 601 amino acids. Gene Ontology annotation, molecular function: zinc ion binding; sequence-specific DNA binding. NCBI's taxonomy places the organism in Eukaryota, Metazoa, Chordata, Actinopteri, Carangiformes, Carangidae.